Molecule: messenger RNA, 1213 nt
Organism: Egretta garzetta (little egret)
Lineage: Eukaryota; Metazoa; Chordata; Aves; Pelecaniformes; Ardeidae
Gene: NUDT19
Product: nudix hydrolase 19
Exons: 3
Coding region: 1-540 (179 amino acids)
Cellular component (GO): mitochondrion
Molecular function (GO): hydrolase activity, acting on acid anhydrides, in phosphorus-containing anhydrides
Source: RefSeq, a predicted model, not a curated record
AUGGAUAUUGAACCACCCUUUGUAAAGACAAUACUGAAAGGCAGUUUAAAAAUUGCCAUCAAUGGGGUGAAUAUGCUGACCCUUGGGCUUGUUUUCAUCUUACAGUGGUCAUCACCUCCAGAAGCCAUUGAGCGUCUUAAAUCUCAAGAAAUAUGGUUUGCUCCACCUCAGUUCUAUGAAUUGUGUAGGCUGUGCAACUUCCCUUCGCUCCGUGAGUUACACAAGUUCAGCUCUGAUCGAGCUCUAGAGGGAUGUGAACGUUGGAUGCCCGUGAUGUUAACUGCUUCAGAUGGCAACGUUCAGCUAUUGCCAGGAGAUGAGUUAUAUCCAGAAGAUCCAGAUUAUACAGGAGAAAAGAAAAUAGUCAUGUCAACAGAUAAAAAGCUUGAAGAUCUCAUGAAAGAGGGUAGCGUAUUUCACAGGGUAGUAAUAAAAAACAUCAACAAUCUUGCUAUCUAUGUUAAUAUUCAAGCAAAAUAUAAACAUACAAAUCCAUUGAUGAUAAACACUGAUUGUUCAGAUUACAAUAGCAAAUUAUAGUUUCUGUUCAAAGAUAAGAGUAUUUUUAAUUACAUAUAUAUUCACUGUGACUUUGGUCCUUUCUAACCAUUGCCAAAUAGUCAGGAAAAUAUUCCUUUGUGCUGCCAAAACACGGUGUGUGCGUGUGUGGUCUGGGACUUAGGUGUGCUUAAUUCGCUGAGUCUUUGAAACAGCACAGUUGUGCCAGUUACGGUAUUUAGAGGCCACUGAAAAUUUAACAUCACCAUCAACAUAAUUAUUGAAUAACUUAAACGUGAUUUGAUGGUAAUUACACUGAGCCAUUACCACCUUAUUCUACUUACAUUCUAAUUGCAGAAUAUGCUGUAACACUGGUCUGUUGGAUCACACAGGUCCUUUUCUCACUGAAAAUUUAAGUAUAUAUUAUGUGCAGAACAAGAAGUUUUGAGCUGAAGAAUUCUUUUACUAUGCUUCCCAAAGUCAUCCCAUUAGGCAACUGUAACGUGUCUAGGAAUGAAUGAAAUCUCCCAUUCCAUAUCUGCUGACAUCUCCUACUCUAUUCUCUCUUUCAUUUUUGAGGAAACCAGUGUAUAUGUGUAUAUAUAGAUUUAUUAGCUAAAAUUCACUUUAAAUAAAUAUUGUAAAGUUAAUGCUUAUAUUCAAUAUACCUAAAUUCUUUCCACUAAUGGUAAUCUAUCCAAAAAUUCACAGUUUU